UAGCUACCAAACAAUUGGGCAAUAAUGACCUCAGAAAAGUUCCGGGUUGUUGGUAUAAAAUGAGCAGUUUAAAGCAAAGGGAUUUAAGUCAGAAACAGGGAGUUCUACCAGAAGCAGCCGGCUUUUGAGCAGAAGAAACGAAGGAUUAUCAGAGCGAACAUGGUGGGCCAUAUCCACAGUGGAUUGGUCCUAUUACUGAUCCUCGGUUUGGGGAUGACGUCUUCUUACAUUAUUGAUGACCCAUACCCGUCCAACAAAGAAAUGGAAACACUGGAGGACAUGACAGAUGAGAUGACAAAGUUAGACGAAAUGAGCGCACAGGGCAUAGACAAAAAACGAGAACAACAGUUAGAAAAGCGAGACGCCAAGACAAUAGUUGAAGGGAAAGCUGACGCUCUUAGAAAAGGAUGCCAAGAUGAGGCCGAAAAAGAGUAUGAUGAAAAAAUGCUGGCGGAAAAAGAAGAAAGGAAGAAAAAUGCCCUACUUAAAUACUACAUAUCAUUACAGCAUGGGAAAAAAUCUGUCCAAGAAGGUGAAAAGUGGCUUCAGGCAAAACAAAGUGAAUCUACUACUGGUUGCCUUGUAAGAAAACUUUGUGAAGAUCAAGAAGUCCUUGCAGCACUUGGACUUUCUUCGAGUAGUGAAGAGAAGGACUGCGCAUUGGCCAUUUUUAGGUUAUUUGAAGGCGACGUACACCCUGAUGAAAACAUAAGGUGCAAUCCAAACGCUCGUUUCCGAACAGCCGACGGAACUUGUAACAAUUUGGUUAAUCCUAAACAAGGAGCAGCAGGUGAUCAAUUUCAGCGCCUGGUGGAAAAUGACUACGCAGAUGGCAUCUCGGAACCUCGCGUAGCAAAGGAUGGCUCAGAGUUACCGAACGCGAGGACAGUGAGUUUGGAAGUCCACGGAAGUAACGCAGACCGAACCAAUCCUGAUUCUAUGGUGCUCACCCACUUGACAAUGAACUGGGGACAGUUUAUGGAUCAUGACCUCACGCUAGCAGAGUUUCCGGGUAUUAACUGUGAACCUCCAACCAAAGACCCUGAGUGUGUCAACAUUGAAAUUCCAGAAAAUGAUGUCAUAUUUAGGUCUAAGGGUGUCUUUGAUAUUGAAAUGGAGCGAGACUCUCCUCACGUACCAGAAGAGCUUGGCAAACUUGCUCCACGAGAACACACCAACAGUAUUACAGCCUACAUUGAUGCAUCCAAUGUGUAUGGCUCAAGCGAGGAGGAGGAGGAUAAUCUUAGGGCCCCAGAUGGGUCAUUGAAAAUUAUGAAACCACCACACGGCUGCCCUCUGGGCGACCUAUUACCUGCAGCUUUCCCCGAAACGUUUUGCGAGUCUGUAGAUCCAAACACACCUUGCUUUUUGGCAGGAGACGAGCGCGUAAACGAAAAUCAAGGUCUCAUGUCAGUUCACACUCUGCUUGUUCGUGAGCACAAUCGAAUCGCAGCUUUCUUCGGUAAACGUACUCAGUGGAACCCAGAGCGAAUUUACCAAGAAGCAAGGAAAAUCGUUGGCGCGAUCCUACAAUACAUCACAUACAACGAAUUCCUGCCCUUAAUUUUGAGCCCCAGGACGAGAAGAGACUUUAAUCUGAAUCUGGAAAGAGGGACAAAUUAUUUUGAAGGCUAUAGCGAGGAUGUCAACGCCCAAAUGACCCAGGCCUUCUCAACGGCUGCAUACCGCUUUGGCCACAGUUUGGUGCAAGAAGAGUUCAGACGUUUUACUCAAGAUGGCUUUGAACACAAAUGUGACAAAAAUUCAAAGGCAGAGUACCUGCCUAUCCAAGUGAGGGAUUUUGGCAAUCCAAUUUUCCUUUAUGACAAGUGUAAUGGAGCAAUUGAUUCUAUUUUUAGAGGCCUGAUAAAAAUGCCUGCUGCAAAACUAGAUGGGCGUUUUUCCAGCGCGGUGCAAGAACACCUGUCGCGAGGUGAGGGCGAUAUCGCCGAUCUCAUUUCCCUCAACAACCAAAGAGGUCGUGAACAUGGUGUUCCUGGCUACACAGUGUAUCGUAACCUCCCUUUGUGCAACAUUGCACGAAAGGUAAAUAGUUUCGACGACCUUAAGAAAGCUGGCUUUGAUCCCAAGGACAUCAAAAACCUCAAAAAAGUGUACAAAGACGUCGAAGACAUCGAUCUUUUUACCGGAGCAAUGUUGGAACCUGAUUCCGUCAACGGAGGGCUCCUAGGGCCAACCGCUCAGUGUAUCAUAGCAGAACAGUUCAAUCGCCUUCGAGGGGGAGAUCGCUUUUGGCAUGAAAACGCACCAGAUUCAGAAAAGAAUACCGACAACACAGCGUUUACGCGAUGCCAACUUCGCGAAAUCAGAAGAGCUAGUGUGUCCAAGCUUAUCUGCGACAACAUGGACUUCAUCCCUGCAGUCCCGAGGUUUGGAUUCAUACAGUCCAAGACUCUUGUUGACUGUGAUAAGCUUCCAGAAAUGGACCUUGGAGUGUUCACAACACGCAUAUGCAAUAUCCCAGCCAGAAGUGAUAGCGUGAGUAAUGACAGCGAGAGUGGUGAUACCGAAGUGGAUGACUACCGCUUGAACGACGAGUUGUAAAGAUCACGCCGGUGGAACGAUGGAAACAGAAGAAAUAAAACCAUUUUUUUUUGCCAUGCGUUUCACAACACAUUCAUCACAUUCACUUCAUAAUUAAGAAGAAGCAAUUUUUGUGCUGGGUUGAAUACGUUUUCUGCGCGUGUUAGAUAGCUGUAAUUUUCGCGACAAUCGUAAUGUUGUUUGUCUAAUUUAAACUUUAGGAGAAGCUUUGAGAAGCCACUUUUUCAUAAAUAUCUACCUUACCAACUCCUCAUCAUAUUUAUUUCAAAUUGGUUGCGAUUUCGAUAUCUGACUUUAGAGUUUCCAAUUAGACGUUUCUUCUUUAAAAGGAGCGUUUGCUUGGCAAAAACAAUUUCUUUAAAACGUAUUCAACCAAAUGCACAUGAGAAGUAACAAUAAUUUUUAAGGCUGCUGCGUUCUUUUUUAUUACUAUUAUUUUCGCAAUAACUUUUUGGAACAAGUUCAAUUCAGUAACCGCCAGGGAAUGAGUACAUGGAUGCUUUGUAAUCAUGUUUGAAUACAUAAUAAAAUGAUGAAAAAUCUUUCA
Molecule: messenger RNA, 3112 nt
Organism: Pocillopora verrucosa
Lineage: Eukaryota; Metazoa; Cnidaria; Anthozoa; Scleractinia; Pocilloporidae
Product: peroxidase mlt-7
Biological process (GO): response to oxidative stress
Molecular function (GO): peroxidase activity; heme binding
Source: RefSeq, a predicted model, not a curated record